Molecule: messenger RNA, 915 nt
Organism: Emiliania huxleyi CCMP1516
Lineage: Eukaryota; Haptophyta; Isochrysidales; Noelaerhabdaceae
Exons: 3
Coding region: 1-915 (304 amino acids)
Source: RefSeq, a predicted model, not a curated record
AUGUGGCCGUCGCCGUCGAGGUCGAGAGCGUCGUGGUCGAGCGGGCAAGAGAAUUUUGUCCGCCACGAGCAGUCGCACUCGAAGGCCGCGGCAACGGCGGAGCCGCCGCCGGCCAGCGGGCCAGAGACAGCUCCGGGGAGUGGCGGCGCUUCACCUGUCGCGGGGAGCCAGCCGGCGGCCGGCGGGCUGCAGGACCUGGCGGGCUCGCUGCUCGUGCACGGCGCGCCCUAUCUCUCCGUCGCCUGGUGCCCAACGGGCUCAUGCCUGCGUCUCUUGCCGCACGACGCCGACUUUGACGGACCGGCGAGCCGCCUGGUCGAGUGCUGGGACGCGGACGCCACGUACUCGCCCGUCGAGGAGGUGUGGACGGCCAGCUCGGAGCCGAGCGCGGCCGUCCCGGCGGGCUGGGGCGUGGCGGAGGCGUGCGCGGAGCCGCAGGCGUCUGUGCCGAUGCCAGGCGGCUGGUUCGCUCAGCCAGCGAGUGCGUUUGGUCCGGGCUCCGAGCCGGAUCGGCUGGCACGCUUCGGCUUCGAGCACCUCGUCACGUCCGUCUGCCCCGCGUCCAACUCGCUCGGCUGCGCGAGCCUGCAGGGCGCCGCCUACCAGGGGCUCCAGUCGGCCUCCUCGCAGGUGGUCAGCGGGAUCAACUGGGAGCUGGUCGCGACGACGACGGCGGGCACGCUCACCAUGCGCCUCUGGGAGCAAGCGUGGGCCGAGCAGCUCGAACUCACAGAGGCGCACCUCUCCAGCCCGGUCGGCGGCGCCUCGUUCGCCAUCUCAGAGUACGACGUCAUCACCUCGCCCGAGCCGCUCUCGUACGCCGCCUACGCCUCCUUCUUGCUUUCCGAGCCGCGCCCGAGCAGGCGCAGCCUCUCGGCACCGGCUGGCCGGGACGACGCGCCGGCGCUGGUGUGA